AGGAAGAAAAUAAGAAAUACAAUGUUUUAAAAACAAAGAGAAGAUACGUGGUCUCCACCCUCCUUGCCACCGCAAAUUGGGCCCCACCGAACCAACCGGCCCAACUCAGAGAGAUGAGAACGAGCUCAUUUGGUGGCCGCCUGGGCGAUUACACAGGUAAGGAAGAUCGAUGUGAACUCACCAGAAUCCCCUAUGGCAGAUGCUUCAUUUGUGAGGUUCGCUGCUCCACAAUAAGAAGAAUAGGUCACGGGAGAGAAAGACUACUCAAUUGCCUAUGUAUUGUUUCAUUUCUCUCUGAAAUUUCCGGAACUGAAUCUGUAUAUACGGUUUUUGUUUGAACUCAUUGUUGAUCGAGGUCAUCUGUUGGGUUGACUGUUACCUUGAGCCGGUUUGAUCUGUUCCAUGGUCACCUCUUUCUAGCCAUCUGGAAGACUGGUAUCUUGAUCCAAUGUGACAUAUGAUGAUUCAAUGAACCUGCGAAAUAUUCUUUGGCUGGCUCCAUUGCCUGGCGAUUCUGCGGAAUCUUGGUGGAAUUUGCUGCAUCCCUCUCUUUUCUCCUUCUACACUCGCGCUUUGCUACUUUAUCUGUGCAACUAACUGCACCCACCAUUUCUCGAUACUCUUUUUUUCUCUUCUAUCUCCAUUUUUUUCGCCGAUGCCUCGUCUUGAUCGCGUUGAUGUUUGGAAAAGCAACGCUCGACACCUGCAGCUCCAGCUCCGGGACCGAUUCAGAGUCGCCAUUGACCGCCAUUGGCGCUGCCGCAACCACCAUACCUUCAUCCCUUCCGCCGAUGGCUACUUUUCCUCUACGAUUCAGCGCUGGCUUAGCAGAUUUCGUGAUUUUCGGAGGGACUCUUUGCCUUCAUCUACCUCUUUCUAUCGCAAACGAGUGACUAAGGAUUUCAGUUCCGAAGAGGAUUCAACUCUCUUUCGUAUGAUGCAAGCUGUUGCUGUUCCUGUUCUUGGAAAUGUAUGUCACGUUUUUAUGAAUGGAUUGAACCGCGUUCAGGUUUAUGGUUUAGAAAAAUUACACUCCGCGUUGCUGCACAGACCUAAAGGCAAGUCUCUUCUUACGGUUAGCAAUCAUGUUGCUUCCAUUGAUGAUCCGUUUGUCAUUGCUUCGCUGCUUCCUCCUCAUGUUCUUUUGGAUGCUAAAAAUCUCAGAUGGACGCUUUGUGCAACCGAUAGGUGCUUUAAAAACCCUGUAUCCUCUGCAUUCUUUCGAUCUGUCAAAGUCUUGCCAGUUUCUCGGGGUGAUGGGAUUUAUCAGGAGGGAAUGGACAUGGCCCUUUCAAAAUUGAACCAUGGUGGUUGGGUUCACAUAUUCCCAGAAGGUAGUCGUUCCCGGGAUGGAGGCAAAACCAUGGGCUCUUCCAAGAGAGGCGUUGGCAGGUUGGUUCUGGAUGGAGAGAGCAUGCCCCUUGUUGUCCCAUUUGUACAUACAGGGAUGCAAGAGAUUAUGCCAAUAGGUGCUAACUUUCCCAGAAUAGGCAAGAUGGUAACAGUGCUCAUAGGCGAUCCAAUCAAUUUUGAUGAUAUACUCUACAUGGAAAAGGGCCCGGAUGUGCCAAGAAGAAGACUAUAUGAUGUAGUAGCAUCGAGAAUUGGUGAUCGGUUACAUGAAUUGAAGGUCCAAGUUGACACCAUAGCAAUUGAACAAGAAAUGCAGCUACAAGAUCACUCCUCACAGAGCAUGGAACGAACAUCUGGUAUCUUGCAGCAGGUUGAUUGGGAAUUGUUUGGAAUGGAUAGUCUUAUGUCUGUAGAUGAUGAUCCCAAGCAGAGACAUGAAACGGUUGCCCUCGCAAAUACAUGCAUUUCUCAACAUCAGCAGUCUCAUAGUGAUCAAAGUUGGAGAAUGAGUCUCUCAUUCAGGAUGCGUGGUUAUAUAAAUCAGAUGGAGCUCAAAUCUUUUGCGGCGAGAGGCUUACUUACGAAUAAUGAAACUAAGAACUCUGUUGGCUGUAGUAGACAGAUAAGCCCCUUGAGGGCAUGGAAACAGUUUUUGGAAGCUAAUCUAUUACGGCAGCGGAAUUACGUCCAUUGCUGAAAACAUAGCUUUAGAUGGUGUAAAUUCAAAUCUUUGCUUCUUGAUUAAAAUAAUUGAGUUUUUGUUAGACCAAUGGAUAAAAUUCGUAACUCAACUCAAUUAGCUAGUGCACCAGUUAAUUUGUUUUAGUGGCAGUGUGUAAUUAUUUAGUGGCACUCGGUUAUUUUUCCUUUCAUAUAGUUAAAAAAUUAUUAAAGAAUUAAUAAAUAGCUUCUUUUCUC
Messenger RNA from Abrus precatorius (Indian licorice), 2271 nucleotides. RefSeq names its product tafazzin-like. Gene Ontology annotation, biological process: phospholipid metabolic process. Bases 656 to 2050 code for a protein of 464 amino acids. The record is from RefSeq and is a predicted model, not a curated record. NCBI's taxonomy places the organism in Eukaryota, Viridiplantae, Streptophyta, Magnoliopsida, Fabales, Fabaceae. The transcript has 8 exons.